Molecule: messenger RNA, 1652 nt
Organism: Diaporthe batatas
Lineage: Eukaryota; Fungi; Ascomycota; Sordariomycetes; Diaporthales; Diaporthaceae
Exons: 2
Coding region: 211-1605 (464 amino acids)
Source: RefSeq, a predicted model, not a curated record
CUGGCUUCGGCCGUCUCACCCAUCACAUGUCUUUUUCUGAGCUCCCCAAAGAGGGGACGUCUAAAGUGGUCCUGCACCCUGUCUGUACUUGCCAGUGGGCUAUCCAUUGCCUUGGUCAAUACUCUCAAGUUUGCCAUUGAUCUCAUGUGGUAAGGGGGCUUUACGCCUCAUGAUCAGUCAUCAAAAGGACGCUUCUAGCACACCAUCCCAAUGGCACCAGACGCCACCGCAGGCGGUGAGACCCGUUCAGCACCACCGGCAACCAAGAGGAACAGUGCUGUCAGAAAGGAGCAGAAUAGGAAUGCUUCUCGAAUUUACAGAGAACGGAGGAAGCAGAGACUGGCCUUGCUAGACCACCUUCUCCAGAAGGAUGUCGACCAGGCACUGUCAAAAUCGUCGCAGGAGAACAAUUUGACAGGGCCUGCUCCAUCUCAGCUGGAAAAAGAGCAGCCUGUGUCAGGCUUGACAGACUCUGGUGAGGAGGAUGCGGCACAGCUUGCGCAGACCUCUGCGUUGGAUCCCCUGAGUGAGGACUUGGGCACAUUGGAGCCUUCAGCCUUGGAUGGUCUGUCAUUCGAUGCAUCGUGGCCGAUCCCAAGCAGCGAUCCAGUAUGGGACUUUGUGGGGAACCAAGAUGGCGUAUCUGAUGCUGUCGAGACGCACCUCGAGGCUCCGGCUCUGGCCCCGAGCAAGCCAUUCAUGCUUGGAGAGAUGGGCAGAGAGCAAUGGCACAGCACUGAGGAAACACCCGAGCCUAUCCAAAGCCUUCAGGAUAGGGAUUUCUCUGCGGCAAUGAAAUCUGUCCAGGCGAACAUCUUCUUCACCACUCCAGGACAGCAACAUCCCUUGUUCUUCCUCGAGUCUCCAACGUCCGGAAAGAGCAGCCAUACCAAAACAGAUCCCUCCCAAGUAGAAUCACCUUCAUUUUCGUCAAAAAUAUCUUCGACUAUUGUGCCUUCGCCACGAUCAGCAGUCUCAAAACCCUGUUCACUGCCUGGCGAGGACAGCCUGGGGGAGUUCAUGCAGCGCCUGAUGAAUCUGCGGGUACCGGACGUCAAGCAGGUGAUAUUCGUGCAGCAGAGCCAGCUCUUUGCCGCGGUCAUGGACAACACCCUUGCCAUAGGCGUCAUGACUGGGCCCGAGGCCAUCUUUGCCGACGAGGCCGCCAGCCCCUUCAACAGGGACUGGGUCGCGAGCAAGGGGUCGAUGCAACUAUCGCAGAUCCGGUCCAAGUUCUCGGGCGCGCCCAGGGACCUCCAGCCGGUCGACGUCCAGAUCACCGUCGAGCAUCACGUCUACCUGGACGUCAUACCCUUCCCAUCGUUCCGGGACCGUGCGCUCAGGGCUAUCGCUCAAGAGCCGCCCCUGCUCGACGAGGACGAGCUGUGCCGUGAUAUCUGCAGCAAUGAGGGGCUCAUCGUCUGGGGAUCGCAGGGGAACAGCCGGGGAAUGGAGGCGGCCAGGCCAUGGGACAUGAGAAGCUGGGAGCCGAAGCCGUGGUUUUUAAGGAAAUAUCACUUCUUGGUAGGCGGCUGGGAAGAUGAGAUGUGGAGGGCGACAAGAUGGUGGCAUAUGAUGCGGAAUGAGAGAAUUCCUGUAGGAUAACCGCGCAAUAACUCCUUGUCGUAGUGACGAAAAUAUCCCACCGAACU